Pyricularia oryzae 70-15 is the source of this 1689-nucleotide messenger RNA. RefSeq lists its product as uncharacterized. The record is from RefSeq and is a predicted model, not a curated record. Bases 465 to 1184 code for a protein of 239 amino acids. The transcript has a single exon. Gene Ontology annotation, molecular function: ATP binding; protein serine/threonine kinase activity. Lineage: Eukaryota; Fungi; Ascomycota; Sordariomycetes; Magnaporthales; Pyriculariaceae. Gene Ontology annotation, biological process: protein phosphorylation.
CCUGAUCCUCACAGUGUCGCCAGUGUCGCCGGGUAUUCUUAAUCCGUUACAACCAACGGUCGUCACAGUACAACGCACUCCGUGCAUUUUAAUUCUUUAAUCAAGUCGACUACCUCCAUGCAAGCGCCCCGCCCGACCAACCAAGGGGCGCGCAUCAAUCAGUUGAUUGUGGCAUACCAGUAAGGGGGCCCAGACCCUGAGGUCGUGACCCCGCGUUCAGCUACAAAGGGCCUAUAUACACCCUAUUAGAGGCAUGAAUCUCUACGGACGAUUCUGGCUCCUUAAGCAUCUCUUGAGGCCCCAAAAAAUUAUUAGCUAUCUUGAACGUAUAUAACCCUUCUAAACCUGCAAUUCGCACCCUUGUUACGUCGGCUCACUUUGGAUUAGGAGAGCGGACAGCUUUUCGUCACCGCCGACCCUACUUUUAUUUUGACCAUCUCCUCGCUCCCCCGGCUAUAGAGAGAAUGGCUUAUGCAAGGACGAAUAACUCUAACAGUGCCGAUAUUUAUCGCAAAAACCUCUUUGCUGAGGGAAGCUUCAAAUAUGUCUGGCGCGGCGUUUACAAAGAGGGCGCAAGGGCGGGCCAGGAUUGUGUGGCAAAAGAGUUUAAGACGGGCCGUGUGUUCGAGGAUCACUAUUUCGACGAGGAGCUGAAUGUGAUACGCCGCACCCAGAGCAUCAUAAACAAUUGGCACGACGAGGGCAUCAUCACCCAGCGCAUCUUGCUAAAUACUCCCGCGAUCUGGGAGUACGAGGAUAGCCGCCACAAAACCUUGGUCGAGCCUCUCAUCCAAAACUUUGAGAAGUUCAAUAGCAAUAGCGGCUGGACCCCCAACGACGGGGACGUUUGGGCCGAAGCGAUGCAGGCCCUGAGCCACUUCUCGUACCAUAACUCGGGCGGCCAAGUCGUCCUGUGCGACCUCCAGGGCGGCUCUUACCGGGAUGGCUACAUUCUUUCGGAUCCGGUCAUCAUGUCCCAGGUCCAGAGCUACGGUCCUGCCGACCUCGGCCCCGACGGGAUCCGAUCCUUUUUCCAAAGGCACAUCUGCGGGCGUUUCUGCAGGCGGGAAUGGACCAGGCCGCGGGUUAUUGGCAGAGCGGCUAUCCCGAUGAGGCAGGGAACCACUAUGACGACUGUUCCGAUGCGCCGAAGCCGAUAUCCUCUUUCUUCCCUGGCAGAGUGACGAUAUCACUGGUAUGCCCCUCCACAAUCAUUUCGAGUCGAAGUGAUUGAUGUGCGCGCCCUGAUUGGCGGGGUAGGGCGCGCGUGCACGGACGAAACGCGGUCGAAUGUGAUUGAAGAUCGGAGAUAUUAAUUACUUCAACCCAAAACGUGGUCGGAAUAAAUCACGACGAAAAUCCUCGCGACAAAACCGGGGAUGGCGGCGGUUCGGGCGUUAUUGUUAGCUUGUCCAUAUCUUCGAGCUCUUCCUGUUUAUUAGCCUCUUCUCCAUUAUUAUUAUCCUCCAAAAUUUCCCUAUUACUUUCCUGUGAUUUUGUUACGAUCAAGGUAUCGGGUAACCUGUUCUUAGGGUAAAGUACAGUGGGUUGAAGCAACUGAGCGUCUGACGGGGUAACUGGGGUUCUCAAUGACUGGGGGUGAAGUUAUGAUCGUUCUCAAGUAAAUAUUGAGGUUAACUAGAGUUUGAUUGCUGCUAAGCAAUCCUAGAAUCGAAUCUAUUUACACGG